Messenger RNA from Diabrotica virgifera virgifera (western corn rootworm), 9954 nucleotides. RefSeq lists its product as uncharacterized. The record is from RefSeq and is a predicted model, not a curated record. The coding region runs from base 193 to 1842 and encodes 549 amino acids. The transcript has 10 exons. Lineage: Eukaryota; Metazoa; Arthropoda; Insecta; Coleoptera; Chrysomelidae.
AGUGUCAUGUCAAUAACUGGGUUGGUGUGGUUUGUUUAUCUUAUUUUUAUUUACAAACACUGCAUAAUGAUUUUAUUAGUUUUUAAAAUACCAUAGAUAAAAUGUUUUUGUUUAUAAAUUGAGAUUAAUUUGCUUUAAUAGUUGACAAUUAUUUACAUAGGACCUUACAGAAAUUGACUUCUUUGAAUCGAAAUGGAGCAAGGGGAAGGAAGGGAAGAUAAGAAGUCUGAAGAAACUCAGCAACAACUUAGUCCAAACGCACUGAAAGUUGCUGCUGCAGAAUGUUUAAAUAGCUGGAUUCAUUAUUUACAGAUGUUAAACAGUAUGUGUGCAGCUGGUCUGCGCCUAUCUCAAUCCCUGAAUAAUUUAUCUCAGAUGCAAAACAUUCCUUUUGCUCUGCAAUGCCAGUCUAGCUGGGAAGAACUGUCAAAAUCAACUGCAAUUGCUAGUAAUUCUGUCAAAACCCAUAUAGCCAAUGCCAUGCAGGACAUGAGCAUAGGCGAUACUUUUACUGAAGGAGAUGCUCAAAGGCAACAAGAACACAAUCAACAGAUCAUCACUGAAAACUUACUGGCUUUUGUUAAUCUCCAAUAUCAAUUUUCUAUCGCUGGCUGUGAAAAUUUUGGGUCCAUGGCCAUGUGCCCUUUGUGUCAGACUGCCCCUGGUGGGAUUCAUAGUUCUGAGUGUAGCUUGGCUGCGUUACAACAAUGUUUUAACAGACUUUAUCCACAGGAAUCUUCUUCACAACGAUCAAGCCCACAUUUACCAUCCGAACGGAUGGAAAGUCCCAAAGGUCACGAUAUAUCCAGGGGGGAAGUACCGAGACAGAAAAGUCCCCAUUCCGAAAGAGAACAUUCUCCACAUGCCGAGGGAAUCCAUCGUGGACAAAGCCCGAUUCAUGUAUUUGGAGAUGGUAGUAGCAAAGGGGUAGGACCCUUGGAAACACUAAGAGGUACAAGUCCUUUUCCUAUCCCAGGCCCUCUUCAUACCAUGAAAUCGCCAUUUCCUGGCCGUGGUUCGAGAUCCCCCCUUCAUUUCCCACUGUUUCCCUUAAGUUGCCAACGCAGAUGGUCUGAAGCGGGAGUUGCCGAUUCCUCUGGAGAGAGUGGUGACGAACAGCGACGAAGAUGGUCAAUGCCUUGGGAUUCAGCAUGGGGAGAGUCGGGUAGCCAAGGACAACAGAGAUAUUUACCAUCAAAGUUGGCUGUUCCAUCUGGGUAUUCCCAAGAAAAAAGUCGAAGCACUACUCCAGUUAUUUCCGUUAUAGAAACAGUUCCCUCACUGCCACAACCACCCUCUGCAGGCCCUGGUAUUCUUCCCAGUACCGAAGGAUUGGCUGAAGCAAUUCAUCUAUUGUCCUGCCGGCCAGCGCGGUGCUCAAUUCCCCAAACUGCAAGCCAGCACUAUAUGCCUCAUUGGGGAGAGACACACGAAGAAAGAAUGCACAGACGAAUGAUGUAUCCGGGACCAGCAUCUCAAAGGGGCAACUGGCAAUCCAUAGAUGUGCCACAUUCUAGCGGUAUGUCAGUUACAGAGCAUUGUGAUAUUUUCCCAUCCGGAUUACCAUUAACUUCGCGAAAAAGUAGCUCAUCGACUGAUUCGUCAUCGUGCUUGUCUAUUCACAGCAGAUCUACGACUAGCUCUUCGGAAAGGGGAUCUGCAAGUGAAGCUAGUGGUGCGGAAGCUAUCAGAAUACACGCAAAUCUUUAUUCGAUGUGGAGUGGUAGCGAGCAUUUACCGUUUAUACGUCUACCCGAAUCACAAGAACCAUUAGACGAUAGCGAUACUGACGAUCCACCUACUGAAAAAAGUAUUGGUGUACAUUUUCCAAAGCCUACUUAGACUUUUUCCCUAAUUAGAUAGAUUCCAAAUUACUGAUUUCUUGUUCGAUUUGUCAAAGAUACCCGAAUAUCAUGUUUCACGUACAUGAUUGUUUGAUGUAAUCGAUAUCUGGUGGUGUGUCGAUGUUUAUUAUAGAUGUCUGCGAAUGGUUUUAGGCUGGUCCUAAAACUACAUUUUUUAUAGUUUUUAUCAUAUAUGACUGUCAUCUUUAAAAUUCGUGUAUUUAUGAACCAUUUCUUUUAUAGAUGAGGUAACAAAAAUAAAGAUUUUUUUCUGAAAAAUGGUUUUGACAGAGCCAAUGGACCGUGAUAGUGACGUCAAAAAGGUUUCCAAACAAAACAAAGAUGUGUCAAUUGAUUACACACGUGGUUUGUGUAAUAAUUUGUAUUUUUAUUUUGUUUUAAAAAUCAUUUGCGUUUGAUUAAUUGGAAUAAUGGCAAAAAAAGUUAAUUAAAAUUAAUGAAGUUUUGAACUGUUUUAAAGAUAUUUCAUAUAAUAUUUUAGUACUUACGAUAUAUCAAAUGAUAAUCAAUGUUUUUGAACAUCAGUCUCUUUCAGAAACUUAAAAGACUAGCAAGUUCUCCUCCUUGAGCAUUACACAUUACAAUUUACAAACACAUUACAAUUUUGUAAAAAUUAAAUAAAGUACAUACAAGCAAUAUAUUCCAUUUAUAAAAACGAAAAUAAAACUUAGCCGCAAAAACCACGUGUGUCUGACAGCUGUUUAUUUUGUUUGGAAACCUUUUUCAGAGUAGCCAACAUUGAUUUGACGUCACGACUCUCACGGUCCAUUAGCCAGACUUGUUUUUGAUUGAUUGCAGUCAUACUCAGAAAUUUCUUAAGAAUAAAUUGUAAAAUACUCUUAUUUUAACUUCAACUCAUAACAAUAACUCUACUGAUAAUACACAAGCAAUCAAAAAACUGUAGAAACUGCGAACUAAAAGAUCUUUUGUGUAACAACUACAUAUGUUUUGGUCUAAUAGAUCUAAACUUAUUACCUCAGAAUUAGUAGACAUUUAUUAAGAUAACCUAUUAUCUGGUUUGAAGGUAGGUUUGGUACCUGAUCGGAUUUUGAAUAGGCACGUUCAAGUGUUGGCGAACAAUUAUGUUGCAGACAACUUGUUAGACUGUUUCCACCGCACUUGCUAUUUUACAGAGCUUAUAUUUUUCAUUCGGUUCUCAUACCGAAUCCCGAGGAUAAAUAACCGCAUUGCCAAGUUAACCUGGGAGAAGGUCCUUGGUAUUGUAUGGUACAUCCGGGUAGGGCCCACUGUGAACCGUUCAGACACUUAGCCCCGGCGCAAAUUGAUCAUAAGCGAGACACAGCCUGCACGUGGACAGUUUUGUGAAGCACGCUUAUAAGCGAGAGACCGCAAAUUGAACCCAUCUUACGAUCAGUGCAUGCUUUCGCAGGUCUCGCUUGGGAACGUUUGUCAUCGGCGUACAGUUUUCUUGGGUCGUGGGACGCGUGACUCACCGCCAGAUGUUUAUUUUUACCUGUUGUUGCUUGAACUCGUUCGGGAUAUACCCGUGGAAACACGACGUAUGGGAGAAAAUAGGAAAUGAAAUGAAUACGGAAUGGUACCUAAGUACAAUUUAUUGUGAUAAAUAAAAAUGUUAGCAUAGUCAAAACCCCGAGUGAAAACGGCUUUGUCUUUGUCAUUAGAUAUAACUUUAUUUAUUUAAUUACUAGUAGACUAAAUAAACGGUGAUACGAAAUUAAUAAUGAAAGUUAUGCCUUUACAAUAACACAUUACAUAUUAGAAAAAUAAGGUUUCUUUAAAAUUAAAUAGAAUGUCACAAAUAAUGAUGGCGUAAUCCCCUUUCAAUAGGUAUAAAAAUUUUAUAUAAUUCCUUAAAUCUACAGAUUAUCAAUGAAAAGUGAUUCAUGUCACUUAAAACCGUGAUCAAUAAAAAUAACGUAUUAUAGUCGGUUCGCUAAACUCAGACACAACUGGCUAGUGAUUUUAGUAGGUAAUUUUUUUGUUUUUGGCCAAUUUUGCUAAAAUUGGCAAAAUUACUAAUUGUUUAGUAAUUAUUAAGUAGUUAGUAUUUUACAUAAUUAAUUAAAUUUGCAUAAUUACUUCUAAAAUCAAUAGCCAAUUGUGUCUGAGUUUAGCGAACCGAUUAUACUCUCUAAUUCAACUUGUCGGCAUAUUACAUUUUUGUUUAUGCUUAAAAAUUAACAACGAAAUAUGCAGAUAGUGUUAAUUUUUAUGACCGAUCAGUAGCGGAGGGAUUAUUAAAUAACCCUGAGAUUAUUUUAAAUAUGGGUGGUUCGCCAAAAUAAGCGGCAUAUUGUGUAACUCGCUUUUUUCUUAAGUCCUUUACAUACUGUGUUUCAAAUUAUGUUGCCAAAGUUAAGUUAUACAAUAGAUGAAUGGAAGCCACUUAACAUUAAUUUAAAAAAAAAAGUAUUUUUACAAGUAUUUUAUGCAAUUCUAAUGCCAAAAUAUCAACUCCGAGGCUGUAACCCACCUUGUUUUUUGACCUGUUUUAUAGUAUUGCACACUGAGAGGUUACAAAAGUGCAGAUUAUUUUAUCAAUAAUUAAUUAAAAAUCCAAUGUAAUAUAAAACUGUCAAAUUAAUAACUUUCAUUUUUAAAAUUAAACCAUAAAAAUCUACUACUAAAAACUGUAACCAACUUUGUGCAUCAACACCGAGGCUUCAUGAAAAUAUAUGAAAAUUUAAGCCAAAUUGCACUAUACUGUAUUACAGGCAGCUUAACAAGAGAGGACCGCUUCAGUCUAACCGAAAUUGUAGAAGAAAGUGGACGAACAUGAUAUGGUUAAGCGAUAGAAAAUUUUUCAAAGUGUCUUAAGCUGAGCGUAUGUUUUUAUACAGUCAACACCGAAGCCUUCGUAAAAACUUAAUUUUGCUAAUUUUUUUAAUAAGUUUUUCUUUUAAGUAUGCGCUAUAAAGUUAUCUUGACACCCCAUGAAUAAAGCAGAAUUAUUUUUAAUAUUUGUAGACAGUAGAAUUAAAAAUGUAUGAAAUCAUCAACACCGAAGCCAUCAACUCCGAAGCCCAGUCGUGCCUCGGAGUUGACGAACGUGCCUCGAAGUUGUUGAAAGUGUGUGAGUGGUCAUUCUUAAACUAAAAAAAUACAAUUUAAAUUUAGUCUGAUAUAGGAAAAGGGUUACUGGGUAAGCUCUCAAGAUGUUUCGGUCGGUUUGGUAAUAUUAUCUUCUUUUUAUAGAAAAUGGCUCGUAUACACUGGAGUACGACGGAAAAAUGAAGGCGAAAACCCCCAAAAUCGUUAAAUAAAGAUUUUAUGAAAGAAAGUGAUAUUUUAUGCAGCUAUGCUUAUUUCUGUAAGAAUAUACCAUUUUGGGUAGUCUUCUCUAAUAUUGAUAAAAGAGACAUCUGUCUAUGUAUGCACAUUAUGUGAAAGCAUGGAGCUCAUGCGUGGAAGCGGAUAACAAAUCAUUAUGUUGCGCAGAAAAGACAGAAGAAUGUAUAGAAAGGAAAUGCCAAGAUUGUGUUCAAAAGCAGAUUAGAUUUUUGAAGUUUAACGGAGAAGACACGGCUACAUAUUGGAAAGUUUUGUCAACACGAAGGCCGGUCUAAAUCAACUCCGACGCAAUUGAUAUUACCUAUUUUUCAUAAUUUUCUUUAGUAGUUUAUAUCAAAAUGGAAGUGUUUUGUUUAGUUUUAUUACAUACCAAUUUUUAUUUAAUUGUUACGAUCAUAAAUUUCAAUUAACAGAGAAUUACGUGAACACCGUGGACACUUAGUCAACUCCGAAGUCACAUUUCCGUUUUUCGGAAAAUAUUUAAAAAUGAUCUCUGCUGGUAUCAUGGGUAAGUUGAAUAGCUCAUUUUAUAAAAAAUAUUUAAAAAUGAACUAAUUCUAAACCAUGUUUUAAAUUAAAUUUCUCUACCUCGAAAUUGCCGUCUAUUUUGGCGAAUCACCCAUAUGUAGGUAUUAUGUGCAAAAAUAAAAUACUUAGUGUAAGGUCUCUUUUUGUGCACCCGCUUAUGAACAAAUUCGAUAUUUUCGAAAGUCAUACCGCUAGUACUGGGGACGUGUAAGAUAUUUAAAACGUUACGAGUUACAAGUACGGAAAUACCGAUUUAAAGUUGCCUACUCAAUCCAGUACAAGGAUGAGAUAUUGUACAUGAUGAGAUAUAAUACAUCAGUAUUUGUACUCAGUACCACUGAGAACCGGUAUCAAAAGUAACCGUUACACGUCCGCACUGAUUUUGCCCGUCUCUAUUUCCAGCACUGACAGCCAACGCUUGGGUUAGAUUGUGUUCAAUAUGCAGUCCGCUAGAAAAAUAAAUGCACUGGUCAUCCGCCCCGCCGGCGCAGGUUGUGUCUCGGUUAUGUUCAAUUUGCGCCGGGCCUUAGACCUCCUACGGCGGAUCCAUUGUAUCACACCUCCUCUCCCUUCCAUCUCAUCCAUAAAAACCUGUUCUUAAGCGUUUUUGGGUCCCAGGCUGCACCGGCCUCCCAUGUCUUGUCAGAAUCAGCAGGGCCUACAAAUCUGAGCUCCUCCUGCAGCCCUGAACGUCUACUCGUUCAGCAACCUUAUGGCCUCACAAAAAGCCACAAGUCUCUUCAAAGGCAACUCCAUCACCUGGCUCGGCUGCAUAAAAGGAUCUGCCUCCUCUGAUAGGCGAAUGCCGAGCACUGCCAGAGGACAUGUAAGGAGGUUUCCUCCUCCUUAUCACAUAGACGGCAGACGGCACCGUGGGCCAUCCGCCUAUCUAAGCAGAUAAAGGUGGCCGCCGGAGUCAACAGUGUCCGAUGAUCUCUUAAUCAGACACUUGUAUUCCACCCUGAGCCUCCUUAAGAAUCCCAGUGAGCAGGCUGACUAUGUAGUUCUCUUGGCCCUAUUGAAGACACCCCGAGUCAAUUUAUGUUGUCUUUCUAGCUGAGGUGUCCACCAAGGAAUAGCGGAACCAACUGUCCUCUGUACAAGAGGGUUCAUAUGCCGAGAUUAGGGUUCCAAAUAAGUGAUCCAGAGAGAUCUGUAUCUCCUCAGCUCCGCUUCGACACAAGGGGCGACCAACCAGGUUAUGGCUGAGCUCCUCCCGAAAGAGUCCCUAGUCUGUAACUCUUGGAUUACUAUAUGAUACAUUCUGGAGCUUAACCCAUUAGUGCCCAGAUUAUUUUUUUCCAGUUUUUAAUGUGAUGCUAAUAUUUUAUUGGGAGCAGUUUGAUUAAAAAACAUAAAAAUAAAUGAAUUUAUGCAUUCGGAUUUAUAGAUCACUCAAUAUAUUAUGACGUUACAUAUAUGUAACGCUAGGAGCUAAUGGGUGCAAAAAAUACAAAAUAUAACUGCAAACAGUUUUAUUUAUUUAAAUACGGAAAAUAAAGAAAAAGGAAUUUAAACAUUUUGGUUUGUGUGAUAGGUAACGAAACAAUCAAUACAAAGACCUACGUUACAUUUCCUACACAUCGUGCGUGUUGAACUUUUGCAAGAUGUUCCAGUACAGCGCCUUCUUUUGUCGUUUCGAAUUUUAUCCACUAGGUGUUCCAUCCUAUUAUAUCUAAUUCCAUCGACUGCUCUUUGCGCAUUAGAAGAUGGAGUUCUGCCCGUGCCUUGUGCCUUAGGCCGGUGACGAAUAUUUCUUCAAAUAAACUGGCACGAUAGCCCUUCGAAAGUCUAUUUGGGACAUCUGAGAGUUGUUUGAUUUUCGAUACAAACACCACGCGUUAUUGACUGAAACAUCAAGAAGCCAUGUAAACAAUGCCCAGUACCAUUUCCUGUUUCUAAUUUGAAUCCUGUACUGUCCAACGUUCUGAUCCAUUCGAUCAGUACCACCCAUUUUUUGCUAUAUUCUGCAAGUACUGCUGGUCUGCGAAUAACGUCUAACAUUUGUUAUUGGAUUGAUACCAUAUCUAUUGGAAGCAAUGCAAACUACGGAAUUAUCGACCCACUUUGCUACUAGCACAGCAUCUGUCUUACUAAUAGCACUUUCAUAGUAUCCCCUUCCCUGUUUCUGAAGAUCUUUUUUAGCCAAUAAAAGACAGCUCGGUAAAUGAUUUUCUCUUAUAGUCCCCGUGCCUCCGUAUCCUUUCAAACGUAAAUAAGACAAUAAACUGAAUGUAGUAAAUAAAUUGUCAAAGUAUAUUACUUCCUCUAUAGAGUCAUCUAUCCCUUCGUAUUCUCCAAAGGCUAUAUCGAUAGCUUCUUGAACGGUCAGGCCUCUUUUAAGAAUUGCAGCAAGGCCUCUGAAAUAAAAACAAAGAAUGUGUGUGUACUUUGUACGCACAUAAGAAGUUAUACUUCUAUUAUAUGAUUUCUUAAAAAUAAAUAUACUUUAAACAGUUUGUUUUAGUUUUUUUUUAAACACCAAACUAAUUUUGUGCUUACCGCUUUCAAAAAAAUAAAAAAAAAGUAUAGGAUUGCACUGGAUUCGAACUCAAGACCUCUCGAUCUCUGGCCGAAUGCUAUACCAAAUACGCUACGAAGACUGUGUCUGUAUGGGCUCGGACGUACCUAAUGACAAUUCACGGUAACAAACAGACAAGUAUAAUAAAUAUACAAUAAAAUGUUUUAAUAAUACUCAUCUUACUUCUGAGGAAGACAAAUCCAAAGACACAAAAAUUAUAAUAAAUAUAUUUACUAAAAUCACUAAUAUAUUCUUUUCACACCUUUUCUUGCACUGAUAUAUUUAUACAUAACUAGAAAGAUUUAGCAACUAAAAGCCAUACACAAUGGCCAUACUGUCUGUGUGCGCAUGCGCGCAGUAUUAUGAAAUUUUACUCUCAAUCGCGCCUAAAGAAGUACAACUUCAAAAACAACUUAGCAGGUACAUACUGCAUUUUUAAAUUUCCUUAAGUUCUAUAAACACUCUGUAUACUAAUAUUUAAAAAAAUGUUACUUAAAAUACCAUACAAUGAAAACAAGACACAUAAUACAUCGGUACAAAAUAACUGUAGAAUAUGCUUACAUUACAUCCUAGCGUUACAAAUAUGUAACAGUCAACUUCCUAACUUAGCAACUUUUUUAUUUGAAAAAAUAUCAAAGCUUUUUUACACAAAAAAUUUGUUUUCUAAUAUUAACUUUAUUAUACAAAAUGAGAUUUAUAUACUUACUCUUUAUCGACGAAGUCCAUUAUUUGAAGCUUUAUUUGUUUUGUUAUCCUUUAUCGAGGCACAGAUUCAAAACAAAGUUCUAAUGAAAUAGCAGACUUCAAACAAUGUAAACACUAUAACCUUCUGACAAGAACUGAGCUGUUUUCAACUGAAAAUUUGCGACGUAUGCGACAGAGGAUCUAUUUAGAUGGCACCACUUUGCCCUUACAUAAUUGUAACGCUAGGCACUAAUGGGUUAAGAGCCUCCAGCUUAACGAGAAUGUGCCUAUGAUCUGACAGCGAGAAGGCCCUUAGAACGUCCACGAAUGCGGUGGAAAGAUAACAAAAUAUAUGGUCAGAUUUACCGACAAUGGGACUACCCACUGACCAAACUAUCAUAGACCGCCAAAGAUGGAAAGCAAGUUGUGCAGUCAGCCAAGACACCCUGGGUUGUAGGGCUACAAAAAGAAGUCUAUAUUUACAUGUGAGAACAUUUGUGCUUACUGAGUUCAAUUUUUUCAACUCUACGAAUUCUUUUACAUUGCAACCAAAAGGUUGGAAUAAGCUCUUUACUGUGUGUUGGUAGCAUAAAGCCACUGACAGUUUAAAAAAGUGUAUAAAAACAAAUUAUAAUCCUUAUCAACAUCUAGAUAUGUACUGAAAAAUAGCAAAAAUGGUAUAGACCAAUUGCAGAUUUGUAGACAUAGAGUUGACACUGUUUAAACCUCAUAAGUUGUUUAAAACCUGCAAGGUUUUUUAAGAGAUAUGAUUUUUGUUACUUCAUCAAUGUAUUUAAAUGUUUUUUCUUGUUACUGUUAUUCAUUUUAUUUUUAUAUUUUAUGUAUAAGCGAUUUUAAUGUGGAAGCUUUAAGUCAGUGUCGAUGUAGUUUAUAAAAUAUCACCCCUCGAAUCAUUUUAGUACUAUAUGGACUUGGAUCUAUAUAAUAUGACUUGCUAACGAGACUGAAAUUUGUAAUGGGAUGGACUUUUGCAUGUUCUUGACAAUUUUGUUCUAUAUAUUGACUUUUAGAACCAUCUUUAAUGUUGUUAAAUGUAUUAAGUAAUAAAAUUCUUUAUACUUA